CUGCUGCUGAUUCCACGCGAAAAAAGAAAUACACCACGGACGAGAGGAGGAGGAGGAGGGAGGCAGGAAGGCAGCUUCCCCAAGAAACCUCCCGUUCCGCGACGCGUCUGCCGCCGUCCGAUCCCCGCCCGCCGCCUCCUCCUCCUCCCUUAUCCUCUUCCUCUCCUUGCUCGCUUCCCCUUCCUUCCUUCCUUCCUUUCCCCACCCAAUCACUGUUUGAGCGGCUAUAAAUCCGUACCAAUUCGGCUUAAGCUUCAACUGCCGAUUGGUUUCCUUUCUUUAAUUAGUUUGGCUGAUUCGAUCAAGGAAGCGGCGAUUGGAGCGGUCUGCCCAAGAAUUUUGGAGAGACUUCAGCUUGGGGAUCUUGAUUAUUGAUUGCUAGGUGGGUGCUCGUCGGAUCCGCCGGCCAUGAUGGUUGUUGAUACGGUCAGCGCGAGCACCUCCAUUAUUGCACCCCACCUGGUCGACCAAAGGUACAGGGGCUCCCACCACCACCUUCGCCGGACGCUCCAUGUCGUCGCCUGCCGUCCCCUGGCCACCGCGUUCGCAGGCCGCAGGCUCGUGGCCCGGGUGACCAGGCAGCCGCCGCACCGUCUCGCGGACUGGCCGGUCAAGGCGCUGGCUAUGGGGGUCACCAAGGAGGCCAGCCCUCGGAGGGAGUACCGGGGGAUCCCUGGGGACGGUGGUGACAUGGACGGUAUUGGGACUAUGAACCCCGCCACGUCCUGGCCUCCACGGAACCGGGCCGAUGAUCCCAAGCUGCACAACCCGUUGCUCCGGCUCCAGCAGAUGGGCUGCGGCUGGCUCGGCGUCAUCUUUGAGUGGGAGGGGGUCAUUGUUGAGGAUGAUGCUGAGUUGGAAAGGCAGGCAUGGUUGACCCUGGCUCAGGAAGAGGGGAAGUCACCGCCUCUGGCAUUUGUGUUGAAGAGAAUCGAGGGGAUGAAGAACGAGCAGGCUAUUUCUGAGGUUCUCUGCUGGUCUCGGGUCCCCUCGGAGCUCACGAGGUUGGCCUCGCGAAAGGAAGAGAUACGCUGCAGCCUUCGAGGUCGCGCGUUCUACCAGAUGAGGAACGGUUCCAGAGAGUUCAUGAGCACGCUCGCCAAUUACAAGAUCCCUCUCGCUGUGGUCUCCACGAGACCAAGGAAGGUUAUUGAAGAAGCCAUCGAAGCUGUUGGCGUUCGGAGCUUCUUUGAUGUUGUUGUGGCAGCGGAGGAUGUAUAUCGAGGGAAGCCUGAUCCUGAAAUGUUUCUCUAUGCUGCGCAGCUCCUGAGUUUUAUUCCGGAGAGGUGCGUUGUGUUUGGGAACUCAAACUCGGCGGUGGAAGCUGCUCAUGAUGCCCGCAUGAAGUGUGUUGCGGUCGCAAGCAAGCACAAAAUCUAUGAGCUUAGCGCUGCAGACCUUGUGGUGAAGCAACUCAACGAGCUGUCUGUGGUUGACUUGAAGAACCUUGCUGACAUUGAGUCCCCGGAGUUUGGCAUGGAGCCUGAACCUGAGUUGGAGGAGGAGGAAGAAACAUCCCCACCAUCUUCGUCUGUGGGUGUAGAUGAUUUGUUCUGGUAAGGAGCCAGAUUGUACAUUGGAUUGAUUCCUCUCCUGCACAGAUGUAUGAUUAUUAAUUGUCAUACGAUCAGGAAGGGCUUAUCCUUCUAAUCCUUAAACUGUGUUAUGUAAAUGUUCUUUAGAUCUCACACACUGUAUAUAUACUCUGAAAGAAAUUGGGGACUGAAUAUACAAUCAGGACAUUUAAACUGCA
Messenger RNA from Phragmites australis (common reed), 1753 nucleotides. Its product is annotated as 5-amino-6-(5-phospho-D-ribitylamino)uracil phosphatase, chloroplastic-like. The transcript has 2 exons. The coding region runs from base 409 to 1560 and encodes 383 amino acids. The record is from RefSeq and is a predicted model, not a curated record. NCBI's taxonomy places the organism in Eukaryota, Viridiplantae, Streptophyta, Magnoliopsida, Poales, Poaceae.